This is a messenger RNA of Strongylus vulgaris, 834 nucleotides long. NCBI's taxonomy places the organism in Eukaryota, Metazoa, Nematoda, Chromadorea, Rhabditida, Strongylidae. The record is from the annotation of a GenBank genome assembly.
AUGUUUAAGGUCAAUCUGAUGACGUCUGUUUACGGUGCUAUGCAUAGCGAACUCGCUCAAGCCCUACGUCUCCUCGCUCGCCUUUCUUACAUACUUGGCGAUCCCGCUGAAGCUGUAGCCCAGCAACACCGUGCAGCGCUUAUGAGUGAACGUUGUAAUGGCAUCGAUCAUGCAUAUACAAUUAUCGAAUAUAUCAACCUUGCCCACUUUGCUUUUUCAAAUCUCUAUAUCCCCGCAGCCCUUAGACUUCUCUAUCGAGCUAGAUAUCUGCUACUCAUUGCACAUGGUGAAAACCAUCCUUUAAUGGCUCAGAUUGAUGGAAAUAUCGGUGUAAUCCUCUUUGCGGUUCAUGAAUUCGAUGCUGCUCUACGCUUCUUGCAAUCGGCGGAAACUGCUAUGGCAGCCAAUGGGGAGCCAAAGCGUCUCAAGUCUGCACUUGUACAACACAUCACCGCUCGUGCUCAUGCAUCGCGGGGAGACUUCCGAGCAGCGCUUGCAGCAGAAAAGGAGACCUAUUCGAUUUAUAAUGGUCUCUUUGGGCCGGAACACGAAAAGACCAAAGAAUCAAGCGAAUAUCUCAGCCAACUGACUAUGCAAGCUGUUGCCUUCCAGAGAAAAGUAAUGGAUGCUACCAAGGGCAAUAGCGUCGGUCCUUUGCUUCCAACGCAGCUUCCUCAGCCGUCACUGUCCUCAAUCCUCGAUGUCCUGAACAUUCUCAAUGGUAUAAUCAUCAUCUCAGUUGCUAACGUGCCAUCAGCCAUCGAGCCAUCAGAAAAUGGAGAAACAAAAAAUACAACUGAAUCUUUGGGUAUGACCGAUGAAGCUCUCGACUGA